CUGCUUUUAAUGACCAUUCAGAGAAAAUUCUCCUGUCAGAUGUGAAAGCGCUGACCCUGCAUCAUGGACAGAUGACCAAAUCUAGGAGGUCGCCUGCAGUACCUCAGCUCAAGUGUGUGGGAGGUUCAGCCCAUUAUAAGUUCACGCCAAAAGUGGUACAGUGUAUUAACAAGGGAUCUGAUGGCUAUGAUAUUCAGUGGGAAUGUAAAACUGAUAUGGACAAUGCUUAUCGCUUCGGCCAUGUUGAAGUGACAUGUGAAGGCUAUGAUUACCCAAAUGACCCAUACGUGCUGAAGGGUUCUUGUGGGCUUGAAUAUACUUUGGAGUUUACAGAGGAAGGUUUGCAGAGGGAGCGGCAAAAGGGAGGUUACAACUACCAUGGCAGCUACAAGUUUGAGGGAUCAUCUGGAGGAGUCAACGGCCUCAUAUUUGUGGCUACAGUGAUACUGUUGAUGUACUUCAUCUACAAGGUCUGCAUCGCUCCCACUGAUCAUUCUCCUGAAGGCACGGCAGAGAACAACCCCCACCCUAUGGUUUCAGGCCAGAAUAUAUGCCUGGACAAGGUAAAUCUACAUUGCUCACCACCACCAACUUAUGACAGCUGUGGUGGAGCUCAGGGCUUCACGAACCCAGGUUUCGCAUCCGCCGCACCUGGUACCGGGGGCGGCUUCUGGACUGGGGCAGCAACGGGUGGACUUCUAGGCUACCUCUUUGGACGCACAAACAAUUACAACUACGGUCCCACUUACAGACCAGCAAGCUCUUGGUUUAGCCAGGACUAUGCAGCUGGCCCUAGCACUUCCAGCAGCUCAUUUUUCUCAUCUCCACCUAGUGGAGGAUCUUCUUCCGGGACGAGGACGGCGUCAGGAUACGGUGGAACCUCCAGGCGAUAG
This is a messenger RNA of Candidula unifasciata, 893 nucleotides long. The record is from the annotation of a GenBank genome assembly. Lineage: Eukaryota; Metazoa; Mollusca; Gastropoda; Stylommatophora; Geomitridae.